AUGGGGCUUUCUCCUCGCACCGUGGUACUUUUGGGGCUUCUGGGGAUCCUACGCCACGGCGAUGCUUCAGGUCUUCUUGAGCUCUCCUUGGGAAAAUUCCGGAAUGUGAUACUUAACCAGAGCAAUCCAGUGGAAGCUGUAAUCAGGAACAUUGCAAGCAAUGUGACUGUCAUUAUUUUUCAAGUGCAUGCCCAGCAGAGUGAUGUGGUGAUAUCCUUUGAUAAGAAUCCAUCUGUUAACAGCUCAGGAAUUGGAGUAGACAAAGGACUGGUUUCCAUCCUUCGGCUUCAGCAGACUGUGUGUACAUGGUACCUGCGGUCAUUGGAUGCUAGCCAGGUGCUCAGCACAGCUAUCUCCAUUCCCUAUAUGGAGAAAGAUCCUAUUCCUGGAGGUUGCAAUCUAGAAUUUGACUUGGAGGUGGAUCCAAACAUUUACCUAGACUAUACAUUGGUUGAUAUACACAUCAAGUUUGCCCCUGCGAACUUGGGAUAUGCCAGAGGAGCAAACCCACCAUCCUGUGAUUCAGGGACUGGGCAGAACUCAAGGUGGCGACUGCACUAUGAUGUCUACCAGUACUUCUUACCAGAGAACCAUCUUUCUGAAAUGGUGCUUAUGAGCCACAUACAGAAGAUGUCUGAGGUGCAAAGUAUCAAAGCCAAUGGCAUUAAAAUGCUUUCGCUGACAACUGAUGACAAGACCAAUGUCUACUUUUCCUCACUUCCUGGACAAGGUGUAAUCUACAAUGUCAUAGUAUGGGAUCCUCUUUGGAAUACUUCUGCUGCAUACAUACCUGUACAUACAUAUGCCUGCAGCUUUGCUGACUUAGUGGAUAACUGCUCUUCUCUCAGCAAACCCUCUACCAAAGUAUUCUUCACUAUGCUUGCUGUUCUUGGUCUUUUCACUUGUUUUUUAGGACACAGAUUCUGGAAAACAGACUUAUUCUUCAUGGGCUUCAUAUUUGCAGCAUUCUUCUUCUUUAUAUUGAUUACAAGGGUAACUGGCCUUGGUUAUGAUGUGCGUCUUAUUUUGACAGCAGUAGCUGGAAUUAUUGGAGGGCUUUUGCUGGUUGCAAGCUGGUGGAGAUUUGGGUCUGUCCUGCUUUGUAUGUAUUUUAUUGGACUUGUGCUGGGAUUUCUCUUUUCAUCGGUGGUCUUCUUUACUCCACUAGGAGAUUACAGGGUCUUCCGUGAUGAUGUUGUGUUCUGGGUGACCUUUUCUUCUGUAGCCGUGAUGAUUCCAGUGCUUUUUGUUGGCUGUCCAAGAAUUCUGAACAUAAUGGCCUCUGGAAUAGUAGGCUCUUACACAGUGGUUCUAGCUAUUGCUUGUUAUGUCUACACAAGCCUUUCUUACAUCACCUUAGACCUGCUCAGAAGGAUUCUCAAUGAUUACUUCAGCAGAGCUUAUACCAAUGUGCCUUUUCAAAGAAAUGACUUCAUUAUCUUGUCAGUGUGGACAAUGCUGGCCCUCAGUGGAGUAACUGUGCAGCUUCGCCAAGAGAGAAGCAAGGUGCCCUUCCCACCACACCCCUAUCUCACCUGGAAGCGGGAAAGGGAGCGCAGAAGCACCAAUGUCUUGGACCCUAGCCAUCAUAUUCCUCCCCUAAGAGAGAGGAUCAGUAACAAGCUGCUGCAUAUCAAAGAGUUUUUUCACAAAGAGCAGCCAGCUGGGGAGAGAACUCCAUUACUUCUGUAACCUGCCAAAUAACUGGUGGGAACAGAGAGCAAGAAUCUAGAAAUGGUGAGAUGAGUGAUCAUCAGUAAACCAG
Indicator indicator is the source of this 1765-nucleotide messenger RNA. RefSeq names its product transmembrane 7 superfamily member 3 (gene TM7SF3). The record is from RefSeq and is a predicted model, not a curated record. The transcript is spliced from 12 exons. NCBI's taxonomy places the organism in Eukaryota, Metazoa, Chordata, Aves, Piciformes, Indicatoridae. Bases 1 to 1692 code for a protein of 563 amino acids.